Molecule: messenger RNA, 3125 nt
Organism: Odontomachus brunneus
Lineage: Eukaryota; Metazoa; Arthropoda; Insecta; Hymenoptera; Formicidae
Product: organic cation transporter protein-like
Exons: 11
Coding region: 580-2301 (573 amino acids)
Biological process (GO): transmembrane transport
Cellular component (GO): membrane
Molecular function (GO): transmembrane transporter activity
Source: RefSeq, a predicted model, not a curated record
CCGCACAUGCGUGUAGCCGUAAACAGACACGAGCCGUGCUGUGGAAUAAACGUGGCUAAUAGACGUCUGUGGUGUGUGCCGCGCGAGGAAAAGUGAUAGCCGCUCGGCCGUUGAGCUGAUUAGUCUCUCAUGCGGCGACGCGACCCGUGCCGUAUCCCGUGCACGCGGUUUGUUGACCCAACUUUCAACAAUGAGCCAGAUAAAAGGCGGCGGGAAAAAGACGGCCGAUGACGGUGGCUUUAAAACGAGAAUUUCGUCGUCCGUCGAGCGCUGCCAGCUGGCAUCAUCAUCAUCAGUUGCGACCUCUUGUUCUCAUGCCGCGUACACCCCCAUCUAGCGGUGCGCAGAUCUCAGCCCGUCGUGUGAGUAAGCGCCGGGCAACCGAGUUUUUUUGUAAGUACGUUGGCGCGCACGCGGUUACACGCGAAUACAGAAAACAGAACAAAGCAGAACAUAACGGAGGGGCGACGAGGCGGCGAGUUAGCAAUCGCGAGCGAGCGAGCGAGUGAGCGAGCGCACGUGCCUUUCGUUCGCGAGUUGAUUUUGCACGUAAGCGAGUGAAAAAUUGUGUACACACGUAUGUCGCGAUACGGUACCAUCAUGGGUUCGAAGAACUUACGGGACGUAAAGGACGACAGCAUGAAGCUGUGCGGCUCAAGGAAGGACGAGGCCGACGCGCCGUCGGGAUUAGAAAAUGGGAUUGAGAAAACUUCGGUGGGGAACGCUAUAGAUAAAUUUGGACUUUAUCAAGUGAUGAUGUUUGCAUUGAUUAGCCUGCCUCUGAUGUUCACAGCAGGAUUCACGCUUUGUUACAUAUUUACCGCAGGCGAAAUCAAAUACAGGUGUUUGGUGCCAGAAUGCGAGCGCCCGGAAAAUGCGACAUUCAAUCCGACUUGGGUGAACGCUUCCGCUCCGAGAAUCAAGGGAGAUGACAUGUCGCGUUGUACGCGUUACACUGUGCGAGAUCAUUCAGGCGCAUGUACGAUUAAUUCGUUUACAAAUGUGACCCGCGACUGCGACUCCUGGGUUUACGAUCCGACCGAGAGUACAAUACUCAACGAGUGGGACUUAACCUGCAACGCUAAUCGAUGGAAGCUCACCCUGGUUGGCACGGUAAAUAGCGUCGGUCAAUUCGUUGGUCUGAUGUUCGCUGGAUACAUAUCGGACAGAUUUAUGUUCUACUCAUCAAAAUACGAACUGACGAAGUUUCAAAUCGGUGAAGAGAUAUCUUUAUUUAUUUUUUUGAAGAAAAUUGUCAAAAACCUAUUUUUUGGCUAUCUAAACCAGAACCUUCCCUUAACGUAUGCUUUAUUCUCAGGAAUGGAGAUGGCGGGUGUGAAGAAUCGAGUUUUCGGUAGUACUAUUAUCUCCUGUAUGUUUGCCGUGGGUGAGAUCCUGUUGGGACUAAUCGCGGGGUGGCUAAAAUCCUGGCGGGCGUUACUCAGGAUCGUGUACGGGCCGGCGCUGCUCGCCAUUUUCUUGCCUCUGCUCAUCCCGGAAUCGGUCAGGUGGCUACUGUCAAAGGGUAAGAACGACCAAGUGGAGAAAAUCUAUUACAAAAUGGCACGAAUGAACGGCCUGCAAGUGACGGACGAAGCUGUCAGAGAAUUUAAGGAGCUAAAUGUCAUUAAACCUCAAACGAAAAACGAGCUGGUGAUGUCGGAGGAGAGGAAGCCAAUCGUGCAAGUUCUACAUAGCUCGGUCAUACUCAUCCGCUUGCUGGCCUGCUCGUUCUGCUGGCUCACGAACACGUUCGUUUAUUACGGAUUGUCAUUGAAUUCCGUGGCAUUCGCUGGAGAUAAGUACACCAAUUUCGUGCUCGUCGCCUUGGUCGAGAUACCGGCGUACUUCCUCACCUGGCUGCUGACUGAUCACAUCGGCCGUAAGCCAACGCUCUCUGGCUCGUUCCUGCUGAGCGGGGUAUUCUGCCUCGCGAUUCAGUUCAUACCGAAAGGUGGAUCGAGUUAUGCGCCUUUACUUUUAUACAUGGCCGGAAAAUUAUGCAUCACUAUAGCGUUCGCCACUAUCUACAUUUACACGACGGAACUCUUUCCGACGACGAUGAGGCAUUCGCUACUGGGCAUUUGCAGUAUGACUGGCCGCAUUGGAUCAAUCUUAUCGCCGCAGACGCCCCUUUUGGCGCAAAUAAUGCCCGCGCUGCCGCUCAUCCUCUUCGGUGCUAUGGGCAUGAUCGCGGGCGUCCUGUCUCUGAUUUUCCCGGAAACUCUGGGGACGAAACUUCCGGACACCGUGUGGGAGGCGGAAAACAUCGGCAAAGUGCAACUCAAACAGGACUCGUAAGAUAGCCGGCCUUAGGAGCCGUAGGACGCCGACGAGCGCAAACGCUAAGACGAAGCGUUAAGUCUUUCCACGACGGAAGAAGGGCGAUAGCUUUUAAAAGUUUACCGAUGACGCGCGCCCGCCUCCCGAGUAGUAUUACUGCUUCGAUCUUUGUUUGGUCAACGCUUGUUUCAAUAGUAACUAAACAGUAAAACUAGUCAGUUUCUAAGUAAUCAGUUACUUUUUAAAUUGCUAAUACGAUGUAAUUCAAUUAUUUUUCGAUCCCAUUCAAUAGCUGCUUUUAACAGAAAUUUGAUAAACAAUUAUUGUUAACCGUAGAAUUUUAAAUAAGAAUGGCUGCUGAAGAGGGCUAGAAAAUUAUCGAAAUAUUUAUAAUAGAAAAUAAUAAUAAUAGAAAUAAUUAUAUAAUAGAAAAAUUGAAAAUUAUACUAAAAAUUAUAUUUUAUGCAUAACUAAUCGCAGGAACAUUAAAUGUAAAUAUUACUUACAAUUAUCGUAUAAAAAGAGCGUAUCUUUGUUGUGACAGUUCUUUUUAUAUAUUUAUAUAUUCUUUCAUAUCUUCGUGUUUGACACUUUUUACGAUCACUCUUUGUAUUACACUUCGUAUAGUAUAAUUUAUAUAGUAUUCGUAGCUAUACUUAUAUAUUCUUUCAUAUCUCUGUGUUUUGACGCUUAUUAUAAUAGCUAUUCGUAAAGACAAAAAACUAAUAAAACUGUAAUCCUGACCUUCACAUUGCCUCUAACUCCAUUGCAAUGUAUUGAAAUGUAUUGAACGUCUAAAAAAUAUAUGCCGAAAUAUUAUACGUAGGUGAAUCAAAUAUAAA